AUGGCAUCAUCUUCGUCUCGUAGUAGGGUGUUAAAUCCCGGCCCCGAGGAUGGUUCAUUACUGCGCUAUCAGUCUAUUCAUGUUUUAGAGCAUAUUUGGGAUGGUCGUGAACACCCAAUAUUGAGAGUGAGAAGAGGUCAUUUCAUACAUGCUGGCAUGGAGGGAGUACCAGUAGAGAUUAUUCCUCAUUUGACAGUAGCAGGAUUUGCUGGAGUAGUACAGUUGGCUACUAUUCCUAUUGACCGCCAAUUGAUUACAGCGUUGGUAGAAAGAUGGAGGCCAGAGACCCAUACAUUUCACAUGGCCCCUGGAGAGUGUGCUAUUACUCUUCAAGACAUUGCUAUUCAGAUGGGUCUUCGUAUUGAUGGAAGACCAGUUAUUGCCCCUACAGGAGGUGACAGGGCAUAA
Molecule: messenger RNA, 408 nt
Organism: Abrus precatorius (Indian licorice)
Lineage: Eukaryota; Viridiplantae; Streptophyta; Magnoliopsida; Fabales; Fabaceae
Product: protein MAIN-LIKE 2-like
Exons: 1
Coding region: 1-408 (135 amino acids)
Biological process (GO): meristem maintenance; meristem development
Source: RefSeq, a predicted model, not a curated record